AUGGGGUUUAUUGGAUAUAAUAAAAGGUUUAUGUUUGCUGCAGUAGGUGCACCUGGCUCAACUCAUGAUUCAAGGCUUUUAAAGAAUUGUGAAGUAUACUCAGAAAUUGAACAUGGCAAAGUGCUGCCAAAAAAAUCACUGAACCUACAACCCUAUGGAGAAAUACCACUUACAACUGUUGGUGAUUCAGCCUUUCCAUCCCACUCGUGGUUGCUUAAGCCAUACAAAGAAGGAAUGCGAGAACCCCAAAAAAGGUACUUCAACAGGAGGCUUUGUUCUGCCCAAGUUGUGUCCGAGCAUGCAUAUGGGAUGCUUAAAGGUAGAUGGCGAAUCUUGUACAAGAAGACAGAAUGUCAUUUGGAUAAUAUUCAAAUAUUAAUCAUGACUUGCAUUUUGCUACAUAACAUUUGCAUUGACAGAAAUGAUCCAUGUAAGCCCAGAUGGCGCCUUGAAGUAAACCAGCUAAAUCUCAUUCGUGGAUCUGGCCAAGCAACAAAUGCAGCUGAAGAUGUAAGAUGCAUGAUAUCUAAUUGGCUAUGGAUAUUGCGGCAAGAAAGAGCCAUAUAA
Messenger RNA from Xenia sp. Carnegie-2017, 567 nucleotides. Its product is annotated as protein ALP1-like. The record is from RefSeq and is a predicted model, not a curated record. The coding region runs from base 1 to 567 and encodes 188 amino acids. NCBI's taxonomy places the organism in Eukaryota, Metazoa, Cnidaria, Anthozoa, Malacalcyonacea, Xeniidae. The transcript has a single exon.